UAGGUGUAUACACGCCACAUCGCGGUUUGGCUUGGCGCGGCGCGGCACCGCGUUCUUGGCACAGUUUCUGGUCAUCUCCUAUUGCGAGCGGAACUCGCGCGAACGCGCGCGCGUGUGUGUGUUUGUGUGUGCGCGCGCGCUGGACCUCUCCGCGUCUCUCGCCUCCUCGUCAAAGUCGCCGUCACCGUCGCGUCACGACGUCUCCCGCGGAUCUCGCUCUCGUGUGCAACAUCCGCCGCCGCGCUAAUUAAACUUUCCCGAAUCGGCGGCACGCACGACCGUGUGGCACCUGCGCGCGCGACCGAUCCCGAGGGAGAGGAGAGAAAUCGUGACGGAGGAGAGGAGGAGGAGAGAGAGGAAAAAAUGCAGCUAAGGACCUGUUGCAGAUGUUGUUCCCUGAAAACGGGAACACUCUUUAGCGGAGUAUGCGGUAUCGUGCUAGCCGUGAUUUCCCUGAUCUUGAUCUUCACGGUGAACGUAGAAUGGAAAACAAUAAUCAUCGACAUUCUGGACAAGACGGCCGUGAAGAUCAUUUUUGCGAUAAACCUCUGUAUGACCAUCUUGAUCUCUCUGUUACUCAUAAUCGGCGCUUUAAGGAAAAAUACAUUCAUGAUGUUGCCGUGGGUGGUUUUGGGCAUUAUGCUGGCUGUCGCUCUUCUUGUGAGUGUCCUUUACACUGCGAUUAUGUUCUUCGUCAACAGUGAAGUUCUCAACGGCGUUCUCUGGCUCAUUUUCGGUCUAAUUGCCGUCGUGGUGUACACAUACAUGUGGCUGGUAGUGUACAGCUAUUUUCAGGAGCUGAGGAUCGAGAAAAUGAACAAAAGAAUAGGUCCUUAUGGAAAACCGUACAAUUAUCGGCGAGCAUGAGGUCGAGAUUGAACGUGUAGAUACGAUUGCGGGUGUCUGUCCGCGAAAGCGAUCGUGGCUGGAGAACGGCGUGACGACCGCAGCAACCGCUGCCGUUCGUAUAAACAUUUAUAAGCAACGUGUCGACCCGUUGUUACUGUCGGUUGCAAAUUGCGGUGGUUCAUGCCGUUUUCGCAGAUAACACGUAUCCCUGGUUCGCCGAGUGACGUCGGGCUAAAGCCGAUUUUUCUUACAGUCAUUAUUUAUCCGAGUAUAACGACGCGGGAAUAUCUUUUUGUUAAUGUACUGUAAAUCUAUAUGUAAACAACAUCGUAAAAGGUAUUCCUGUCGCAGUUUGCACCAAAGCACGAUAUAUUUCGAUUUACAUGACUGGAUGUUUCACAAGAGCAUCCCAUAAAGUAAGCACAAAGUAGGACACAUUUGUACAUUAGAUUGUAUUUAUAACUUAUAUUACUGUUAUACUUUGUCUAACAAAUAAGUACUGCCGUGAUUUUGAAGAGUUCUGCUUUUGAACGUUGAAUAUUCCAAGUGCAAUUAUUAAACAAUGAUUUUAUAAUAAUAAGCUUUUUAUAUGCUAUUUAAUAUCAAAUUAAAGGAGCAUUAACAGAGAUUAUUAUUUUUAUCGUCUCUUAAUCAAAGCGGAGAAGAGAUAGAUGAUUAGUAAAUUGAGUUAAGUUAUCGACAAAUUAAUCUGCACUAUUAUAAAAUUUACAAAUUGUUUUUUUAUGAAUUUUUGACAAAAAAAGUAUUACCUUUAUUGUUAAAUCGUUGAGACACAGCAGCAAUAACAAAAUAUUAAAAUACAAUAGAAUUCAUAAAUUAGUCAAACAAUUAAUCCGCUUUGCUUUUAGUUUUUUAAAAUUUGUCAAGAGGAAAAACAAAUAGUAUGUUAUGCACAUUAUGAAAUACAUUUUCAUAACACUAUCAUGAAAAAAUUAAUCUGUAUACCUACUUACUGUUUAUUCUUUUUUUUUUAUACAAAAUGUGCCAUUG
Molecule: messenger RNA, 1860 nt
Organism: Monomorium pharaonis (pharaoh ant)
Lineage: Eukaryota; Metazoa; Arthropoda; Insecta; Hymenoptera; Formicidae
Exons: 5
Coding region: 364-867 (167 amino acids)
Source: RefSeq, a predicted model, not a curated record